CGAACGAGACGAGCCCCCUUCGAAACCCGACCGCCAAGCACGCGACACCAACGAUCCCGCAGCCGCAGACUCGACAUAGCCAGGAAUUUUUGAACCUGCACGAAUCUCCCCGAUCGUAUCGCAAAUAUGGGUGACGUUAUCAAGGAGGUGCCGCUCACGGCGGUUCGCGUUGAGGCCCUUGUGGUGAUGAAAAUCGUCAAGCAUGGCUCCCAGACCUUCCCCACGACCGCGACCGGCUCCAUCGUCGGCAUGGACUCGGACGGCCUUCUCGAGAUCAGCAACACCUUCCAGUUCCCCACGGUCGACGUCGCAAACACGGACAGCCACAGCCACAGCAACAACAGCAACGACGCUUCUGCCCUCGCCGCCGCCGCCCCCCGUCAGAAGGCCAACAUCGUUUACCAGAACGAGAUGAUCAAGCACCUGAAGGAGGUCAACGUCGACGCUAACAACGUCGGCUGGUACACGAGCGCCGCCAUGGGCAACUUUGUCAACCUCAGCUUCAUUGAGAACCAGUACCACUACCAGAAGGACAACGAGCGGACAGUCGCUCUCGUCCACGACGUCAGCCGCAGCUCCCAGGGCUCCCUCAGCCUGCGCGCUUUCAAGCUCACCCCCGCCUUCAUGGCCGCCUACAAGGAGGGCAAGUUCACGACCGAGAGCCUGAAAGCUUCCAAGCUUACGUUCAAGGACAUCCUCGCCGAGCUUCCCGUCGAGAUUCACAACACGCACCUGUUGACCUCGUUCCUCCACCAGCUCCCCGGCCUCCCCCAGCAGGACAGCAUCGAGCGGCCCAACUCGCUGUCGGACCUGCGCGAAGACCCCAUCAAGCAGCAGCUGCACCCCUCGGUCGAGAACCUCGACCUCUCGAUAGACCCCUUCCUCGAGAAGACGUGCGACCUGCUGCUCGAGAGCAUCGAGUCGCACUACACGGACCUCAACAACUUUCAGUUCUACCAGCGCCAGGUCGGCCGCGAGCAGGCCAAGAUUACGCAGUGGCAGGCUAAGCGCAAGGCGGAGAACGCGGCGCGCGCGGCGGCCAAGCAGGAGCCCCUGCCCGAGGACGAGUGGCAGAGGCUGUUCAAGCUGCCCCAGGAGCCCAGCCGGCUCGAGGGCAUGCUGAACGCGAAGCAGGUGGAGCAGUACAGCAAGCAGGUGGACGGCUUCACGUCCAACAUCAGUGCCAAGAUGUUCGCCGUCAGGGAGAACCUGCUGCCCAAGCGGGCUUAGAUGUUGAAGAUGCACUGAGUCGGCCCCGGGUCUCAUCCUCUUGCUGGUGUGUUGGUGGUCGGAGAGGGGCCGUUGUUUCUGGACGGACGAGAAGAAGAAGACGACGAUGGGGGGGAGAAUGGGGGAGAGAAGGCGAGGGGCAGACACAAAAAAGAAGUGGAAUUACCUUAGAGAACGGGUGUUCUGGGAAUGAUGAAUGAUCUGGGGAGCGGAUCAAGCAUUCGAAACGGCGUUACGGUAAUUAGUCCCAGGCAGUGUGUACUGAGUCGAUAUUCGAUGUCCUUUUCUUGCAUACCAGCGCGGCCACCAACGGUUUCCUUCUGCACGGGGAGUACUGUUACGUCGUGGCACUGAGGGGCUUGACGCCGAGGCCAUACACACCAGGAUGACUUCGUCUGCCGGAGAUGAAGGGCGAGGCCGGCGUCGCGGUAUGAGAGGACAUCUCGAGCACGAAAGGCAGGCGGCGAGGCUUGCCAGGACGCAAGCGAAACCACGAGGCAGAGCGUCUAUUAUCAUGUCAUGUGCACAGGAACGCAGUUCCACAAACACUACGACGUCGACCGAACCACCAUAGCUUUGCUAUAUUGAACAUGGAAACACACUAGAUUGAGCAAUAAAGCCACG
Molecule: messenger RNA, 1854 nt
Organism: Colletotrichum destructivum
Lineage: Eukaryota; Fungi; Ascomycota; Sordariomycetes; Glomerellales; Glomerellaceae
Product: Putative eukaryotic translation initiation factor 3 subunit H, MPN domain-containing protein
Exons: 3
Coding region: 127-1230 (367 amino acids)
Cellular component (GO): cytoplasm; eukaryotic translation initiation factor 3 complex; eukaryotic 43S preinitiation complex
Molecular function (GO): translation initiation factor activity; metallopeptidase activity; protein binding
Source: RefSeq, a predicted model, not a curated record